Procambarus clarkii (red swamp crayfish) is the source of this 4073-nucleotide messenger RNA. The record is from RefSeq and is a predicted model, not a curated record. Lineage: Eukaryota; Metazoa; Arthropoda; Malacostraca; Decapoda; Cambaridae.
CGGCGGUUCAUGACGAUGAGGGAAUAAAGAUUUUGUGUCGUUUUCUCACCCCUGUGACCCGUGUGGAGCCUGUGGCGGCCUGCUGGUGGCUACCCCUGGGGUUAUCCUCCCUGUGUAGUGGCUAGAUAGCGAUUAUUGAAAUGGAGGAUGUAGAGUUUUCCAAGCCACUGCACAUUCAGCGGCUGGAACAGGCUUUGAAGCUCGAUCCAUUCCUUAACUAUGUCGAGCACAUUGUUAACCAACCAAUCAGUGAUUACGAUACAGCAUCAGAGUCAGAAGCUGAGGGAGGAAUAUCAUUCAAAAAUGGAAUUCCCAAAACAAAGGAAGAACGUGAGAAUGAUAAGUCACACCUAUACAACUUUAGUUUUAUACGUCGUAAGCGUCAGUGGCUAAAGGACACACUCGUUACAUCAUCCUCGUCGUCUGAAUCCGAAGAUACAGAUGGUGUGGGUUCAGGUUUUUCCGCAGCUUACGUGGAGAAGAUGCUGUGGGAACAUCGUCUUCGCAAACACCACCAGUCGCACUUCUACCAAAAUGAGGAGAAUCGUGGGUAUCUGUAUUACAGCGCCGGCUUACUGUCUCGAGUCGACAGAUAUCCCGACCAUCAACGAUUUAUGGCAGGAUCCAGAAGAAAGAAAAAUAAGGAGCGAAAAGAAAAGGAAAAACUGAGAAAGAUUAAGAAGGAAGAAGAUGAUGAAGAUUUAGAUCCUGAGAGUCCAUUGGCCCAAAAUGAAGACAGUCUGCACAGUUUUCCGGAUGAUACAUCUGAUGACCUGACAGUUCCAGUCAAGGGUCGAGGCCGAGGCAGCCGAAAAGAUCGAAAACCCAAAAAAUUAGAUGCUCAGGCACUUACCAUCCGAAGACACAAGCUAUGGGUCUUGAUGGCCAAGAAAGAAGUUGGAAGAUGUCAGAAAUCCAAAGCCUCUGUACGGAAAGAGGUCUUACAGAACUGCAAGAGGAUGGCUACCGGUUGUAUGAGAGUAUGUCGACAGAAAGCUUUACAAAGUCAAAAAACGGUGAAGGAUAAAGUGUGGAUGUUGAAGAGACUAACAAGAACAAUGCAAGGAGAGUGGAAGAAGUUCGACCGCAUUUUAAAAGAGCAAAAUCGCAGAGCCGAGAGAGAAGCUGAAGAGCAGCGGAAGAUGGAUAAAGAAAUCUUAGAGGUUAAAAGGCAGCAACGUAAGGUGAAUUUCCUCAUCACUCUGCCAGAACUAUAUGCUCACUUCAUGAAGAAUAAGAUGGGAUCAGUAUCUAUGGAAGAUGAAGAUACCAGCAGCAUCUUGAAGCAGUUGGAAGAUGAUACUUCAAUGCCUUCGUCCUCGCUCGAUGAUUAUGACUGUGAAGCCAUGAAGGUUCAGGCUCUGAAGACGGCUCAAGAGGCAUAUUCCAAUCAGCAAGCCAAACUAAGUCUGUUCUCGGGAAAUGAAAGCAAAAUUAUUCCAGACUUUGGACGAUCAAAAGAAUCAAAGGAACAUCCACAACCAACUAUAUUUCGGGGUGUCCUCAAAAGCUAUCAGAUGAAUGGCAUGAAUUGGCUGGCUAAUCUCUACUACUUUGGAAUCAAUGGCAUCCUAGCAGAUGAGAUGGGUCUGGGCAAGACAGUUCAAUCAAUUGCAUUUCUAGCGCAUAUAUGUGAGCAGUACGAUACUUGGGGUCCUUUCUUAAUAAUCACACCUGCUUCUACUCUUCAUAAUUGGACUGGUGAAAUCGCCAGAUUUGUACCCAGCUUCCAGGUGGUGCCAUAUUGGGGUAAUCCCGAAGAACGUAAAAAUCUUCGCAAGUUUUUUGAUGGCAAAAAUCUAGGGACGAGGGAGGCAAGUUUCCAUAUAGUUGUAACAAGUUACCAGAUUGUUAUUCAAGACUUCAAGUUUUUGAACCGUUUAAAGUGGAACUACAUGGUUCUUGAUGAGGCCCAAGCCAUCAAAAGCAUUAACAGCCAGAGAUGGAAGCUGCUACUGGGGUUCAGCUGUCGAAACCGCUUACUGUUGUCGGGAACACCCAUUCAAAACAGCAUGGCUGAACUUUGGGCUCUGUUGCAUUUUAUCAUGCCCACGCUCUUCGACUCGCACCUGUGGUUCAACGAGUGGUUCAGCAAGGAUAUUGAGGGACACGUAGAGAAUAAGACGCAUGUAGAUGAAAAACACUUAAAUCGACUACAUAUGAUCUUGAAACCAUUCAUGUUGAGGCGAGUGAAGACAGAAGUUGAGAAUGAACUUACGGAUAAGAUUGAGAUUAUGAUGUACUGUCCCCUCACACUUCGUCAAAAGUUUUUGUAUAGUGGUCUGAAAAAUAAGAUUAGUAUUGAUGAGUUGUUGAGGUCAUCAAUGGGUCCCUCUUCCCAGCAGUCGUCUGUAACGUCGUCACUCAUGAAUCUUGUUAUGCAGUUCAGGAAGGUAUGUAAUCACCCGGAACUGCUGGAACGGCGGGAGGUGCGAUCGCCAUUCACAAUGCAUCCAGAGUCUUAUAUCAUCCCGAAGCUAGUCUUCCGUGAAGCAUUCCUCCUCGAUGCCCCCCCAAGCAGGCAUCACCUAUUAUACAAUCGCUUUUCAAUCUUCCACCCUGACUAUAUACAUUCUAGUUUAAAGGAAGAGAGAGAAACCGGAAGAUGUUUCUCAUUUUUACGAUUCGUUAACCUCAGUGUACACGAAAUGUCCAGUGCGGUUUUAGGAGGAUUGCUUUCAAGAUGGUUGCUGCUGCUGGCUGCUCUUCAGUAUGCUAACAUCCGUUAUUUGCGCAACACUUGGACUGAACGAGUAAAACAUCCACGUUGCCGAAGAAUUCCAGCAAGUAAAGAUCAACUUCUAGUAGACUGUGCGUUGUGCCCACCGUGUGCAGCGUCAAGUGAAGCGUUAACAAAUCUUAUUUUUACGUCAAAUACGUCAUCUGUAUAUACCUUCAGUGACCACGUCAUUCGUUACAUUCCCGAGACAAUGAACCAUAGAAUAAUGAGGUCAAAGAAAGCAAGAAUGCCGCUGAUAGAAGUAGUAUCGGAAAAAAAGUUUACCUGUGAUGGUGAAAACAUGUCUAGUGAUUUAUUGACUGUAAUACCUAAGGAGGAAGCCACCAUUACAAGUGUGCCAGAAUUGAAAAUGGGUUUCGGAAAAUUUAGUUCCCAACAUAAAAUUGGGCAUUUGCACAAAAUGGGAAGUCCACAAAAAUUGGGAAGCAGUCACAAGUCUUCACACAGAAGAGCAAGCGGCGGAUUAAAGCAUUCCUUGAGAAAGCAUGGUGAAAAGAAAGAGGCCAAGUUGAUGGAAGGUGAGGAGGGAGCCGAGAGCGGAGUGACGGAGCUGUGCCUGCUACCUGAAGUGCGUCACGUCAAGCGCCUCCCUCUCAUCCGUACCUGUCAGCCGACCAUACUUCCCAGUUUCCUCAUGCACACCUGCCCAAAGGCACAGUGUUUGGAAAAGGAACUGGUAUGUCAUGACCGAACGGCUGCAUGGUGGAGGGUGCGGAGCAGCCACUGUGACACCCUUGAGGGUCUUGCGUGCCUCCUCCAUGGCUCUCCACAGUUGGAGAAGGAGUGGACGGAGAGGAAGCAGCGCAUAGCAGUCGUGGAGUUGGGGGGAUUAAGAGGCGCCUAUCCUAAGCUGGGCUGGAGCCAUGUCCUCAUUCCUGAUAAACACUCGCUGAUCAUGGAUGCUGGAAAGCUGUAUGUGCUGGACACCCUUCUCUCUAGACUGAAGGCCGAGGGCCACCGUGUUCUCAUAUACUCCCAGAUGACCAAGAUGAUUGAUCUCCUUGAGGAGUACAUGUGGCACAGGAAGCACAAGUUCAUGCGCCUUGACGGCUCCUCCAAGAUCUCUGACCGACGCGACAUGGUGGCCGACUUCCAGACUAAAGCGGAUAUCUUCGUCUUCCUGCUAUCGACCCGCGCGGGCGGCGUGGGUAUCAACCUCACGGCUGCCGACACUGUUAUCUUCUACGACUCGGACUGGAACCCGACGGUGGACCAGCAAGCGAUGGACCGGGCCCACAGACUGGGACAGACCAAACAGGUGACCGUGUACCGCCUCGUGUGCAAGGCCACUAUUGAGGAGCGCAUUCUGCAGCGGGCCCGGGAGAAGAGUGAG